CUUUGCCCUUUUUCUCUCGUUCCCUCUUCUUCUUCUUCUUCUUCUUCUUCUUUCCUUACUACCGCUCCAAAAAACAGAUCCCGCACUUUUUCCACAUGCCCACACAUCUCAAGCUGAACAUGUGCCCCAUUCAAAACGACAAAAAGUGCUGCUCCAGCCCCAUAUACAAGAUUGUCAAUGCCCGACUGUUGAUGAACCAUGAGAUCGUGGAGGGCUCUUAUCUGUGGUUCCAGAACGGCAAGAUCAUCAACCCACAGAACCUGUUCUUUGACCAUCUGCGAGAGGCUGACAAGAUCAUCGAUGCCAAGGGCAUGCUUGUUGUUCCCGGCUUUAUUGAUACCCAAAUCAACGGUGCCUAUGGCAUUGACUUUGCCGACCAUGAGGGAUCCGAUGAAAAGAUCCAAGCUGAUGUCGACACCGUUGCCAAGGGACUGCUGCAGUAUGGAUGCACUUCUUUCUGUCCUACGGUUGUGAGCUCUGAACCAGCAGUGUAUCAAAAGGUAUUGCCCCACUUGAAUGCCCGCAAGGGUUCAGCUGCUGGCGGGGCGGAAAUUCUCGGCGCCCAUGUGGAAGGACCCUUCAUUUCCGUCGAAAAAAAGGGUGCGCACAAGCAGGCCGUUUUCCGAACCGCUGAAAACGGCAUCGAGGACUUUGACGACGCCUAUGGCUCUGAGCUCAAGAAGGGCAGCGAGGCAGUCAGUAUCAUGACGCUCGCUCCUGAGCUGAGUGGUGUUGCUGAUGCCAUCCCUGACCUCGUUGCCCGUGGUGUCAAGGUGGCGCUGGGUCACACCGCCUGCAAGAUCGCCGAGGCUGAACGAGCCGUUGUCCAAGGUGCAACCAGCAUUACCCAUCUGUUCAAUGCCAUGCAAGCUUUUCACCAUCGUGACCCUGGGUUAAUCGGUGUGCUGGGUGCAGCUGACCUUCCCAUUCCUGAAUCAUCCAAAGGCCAUCCCGAGCCCUCUGACACUUCCCCUUGCCGUACCAAGCCUGAUCCUCGUCCAUUCUACGGUAUCAUUUGUGAUGGUGUCCAUGUCCAUCCCAACUCCGUCCGUAUUGCCUACUAUUCGCAUCCGACCGGAGCUGUCUUGGUUACUGAUGCUCUAUCAGCCAUGGGUCUACCUGCUGGCACGUACUCCCUUGGUGGUCGUGAUGUUGCUGUCGAUCACAAUGGUGCUGCCUACAUCAAGGGCACGAGCACAUUGGCAGGAAGCACUGUAACGAUCGAUGAAUGCAUCCGAAAGUUCCAAAAGUUCACAAACUGUACUGUAAUAGAAGCCGUCGAGGCUGCCACAUUGCAUCCUGCAGAGCUGCUUGGCAUUUCUGACCGAAAAGGUACUCUGAACGUUGGUGCUGACGCAGACUUUGUGUUCCUUGACGAUUCUACUGGCGAAGUGCAGGUCAAGCGCGUGUUUGUUGCAGGUGAUGAAGUCGACUUAUCCACCAAAUGAAUAAUAUAGAAAACCCCACCAUCAUGAUUACAUUAUGCCCCCCCCCCACACACACACACAUUCACACUACGCCACAUCACGGUUAUCCGGUCUCGUACUCUUCCCUAAUUAUUCCAAAUGAUGUACACUGUCAAUAAUAUACACGCACGCCACUCACAAGCAAGAUCUGUACUGUCAGCAACUCCCUUCCCUUCAUACACUUCAUACACACAUAAAGAUCACAAAAAAGA
This is a messenger RNA of Zychaea mexicana, 1678 nucleotides long. RefSeq lists its product as uncharacterized. The coding region runs from base 96 to 1448 and encodes 450 amino acids. The record is from RefSeq and is a predicted model, not a curated record. The transcript is spliced from 5 exons. Lineage: Eukaryota; Fungi; Mucoromycota; Mucoromycetes; Mucorales; Lichtheimiaceae. Gene Ontology annotation, molecular function: N-acetylglucosamine-6-phosphate deacetylase activity. Gene Ontology annotation, biological process: N-acetylglucosamine catabolic process.